AUGGAUCUCCGAUUCGUGGGCUUCGACUACCCAGUCCUCCAGACUCUGCAUCACAUGAUGGACAACAUGGGUGAGGAGCCAGAGGCGAACGGCGCCGGCGCCGGCAGCAAGUCCUCCUAUUCCGCGCCGACGAGGACGUACGUGAGGGACGCCAAGGCAAUGGCGGCGACGCCCGCCGACGUGAAGGAGUACCCGAAUUCGUACGCGUUCGUAAUCGACAUGCCGGGGCUGAAGUCAGGGGACAUCAAGGUGCAGGUGGAGGACGACAACGUUUUGAUCAUCAGCGGGGAGCGGAAGCGGGAAGAGGAGGAGAAGGAAGGGGCGAAGUACGUGAGGAUGGAGAGGAGGGUUGGGAAGCUGAUGAGGAAGUUCGUCUUGCCGGAGAAUGCGAAUACGGAUGCCAUCUCGGCGGUUUGUAAGGAUGGGGUGCUGACGGUGACGGUGGAGAAGGUGCCGCCUCCUGAGCCGAAGAAGCCCAAGACGAUUGAGGUCAAGAUCGCUUGA
This is a messenger RNA of Linum tenue, 504 nucleotides long. The record is from the annotation of a GenBank genome assembly. Lineage: Eukaryota; Viridiplantae; Streptophyta; Magnoliopsida; Malpighiales; Linaceae.